Messenger RNA from Corticium candelabrum, 1832 nucleotides. Its product is annotated as sphingomyelin phosphodiesterase A-like. The record is from RefSeq and is a predicted model, not a curated record. The transcript has 4 exons. Bases 69 to 1832 code for a protein of 587 amino acids. Gene Ontology annotation, molecular function: sphingomyelin phosphodiesterase activity. Gene Ontology annotation, biological process: sphingomyelin catabolic process. Lineage: Eukaryota; Metazoa; Porifera; Homoscleromorpha; Homosclerophorida; Plakinidae.
AGUCUGCGCAUGCUUUGACAUUUCCGGCUGGUGUUAGUUCCGGUUUUGUAGAAGACGGGAAAGUUGUCAUGGGUUUAUACAUUUUUAUAUUUAUAUGCAGCAUUUUGUCACUAGGUACAAGCCGACCAGCAUCACCAGAUGGUCGUUACUAUCCGUUUUGCAGAGGUUGCCGCCAUUUUGCCAUCGCCCUCACGGAAGCGAUACGUAGCAACCAAACAUUCAUCACAAUCCGCCCGGUUCUCAUCAACGCGUGCGAAGACGUCCUUUCAGCAGCACACUUUCGUGGUCACGUGAUCUGCCCCGGUCUAGUUGACUUGUACGCGCCGCCAAGUCUCUAUAUUCUCUCACAAGCCUAUUUCGCGCCCGACGAGCUCUGUGAGAAACUGGAAUUUUGCCCGACAACGUACAGGCAAGAAAACGGUAUUUUAGAAAGAAACAGCAUCAAACUAGUGAAUGAUAGACAUGAUUUGGUGAGGAAACGAGAAUUUGGUGUUGACAGUGAUGCGCGCGUUAGCGUUGACAGUGAUGCGCGCGUUAGCGUUGACAGUGAUGCGCGCGUUAGUGUUGACAGUGAUGCGCGCGUUAGCGCUCAGUUGGCGCCAAUUCGGAUACUACAGCUCACUGACAUCCAUUUGGAUCAUCGAUAUCAAGAGGGAGCAGCUACUGAUUGUGGCAUGAUUAUAUGUUGUCGUGAAGGUGUGGAUGGUUCGGGCCGGGCGGGAAAGUAUGGCGACUACUCGUGCGACUUGCCGGUUGCAACACUCGAGUCGCUAACUCACCAUCUACGACACUUGGAUCCUCAACCAGAUUUUGUGAUUUACACCGGGGAUACGCCGACUCACGACAUCUGGAACAAAACGCUUGGAGAACAGAUUGGAUCAACGCAUUUCCUCGUCGACUUUUUGUCUGCUAAUCUUCCUGGUCUCACCAUUUAUCCCACGAUGGGAAAUCACGAAACGUUUCCUGACAAUUUGUAUUAUUCAUUGAAAGAUGGGAAAUUUACGGCGGAAAUCGCUACGUUGUGGCAGCAUUGGGUUAAGUUACCUGAUGAUGCUGUUAUGACAAUUCGAAGUGGUGGUUACUAUACGAUGCUGAUUCGGCCGGGACUUAGACUCAUGUCAAUCAACACAGAAUUUGGUUAUCAGUUCAAUUUCUACACACUCCUCAAUAAGCAGACGCCUCAAUAUUUUGAGCAGCAGAGAUGGAUGGACUCCACCUUGUCAGAGGCGGCAAGAAAUGGAGAGAAAGUCUUGAUUAUUGGUCACGUUCCACCUGGACAGAUCACAAGUGUUGAGUCAUUUGGAGACUUCUAUGUGCCUCUUGUGGCUCAGUAUAAAGAUGUUAUAGUUGGGCAGAUAUUUGGUCACAGCCACGAGGAUCAAUUUCAAGUGGUACACAGCGAUGGCCAUCCAUCAGGAGUAAUCCACAUAGCUCCGUCAGUCACACCAUAUCCCCACAUCAACCCGUCUUACCGUGUUUACCUCAUAGAUCCGGAAACGUUCAAGAUAAUCGACUACCAACAGUAUCACAUCAAUCUCGCUGAAGCUAAUAAUUUGGCAAAACGAAACCAAACCGACUGGAUCAAAUGGCAGCUGGCCUAUACAGCGAUGAGUGAAUACGACCUGCCGGAUCUGACGGCUGAGUCGUGGUGGAAGCUGAUAGAAAGAUUCCAACAAGACGACCAUCUCUUCACAAAGUACAGGAGGAACACCCUCGCACAAAGCUGUACACACAAAUCGUGUUUCACACUACCGAAACCCUUCGUCAUCUGCAGUGCGCAAAGUGCAUCAAAAAAGCAACUACUCAAUUGCCUUUUCAACGGAUAUCUAUGA